Molecule: messenger RNA, 1557 nt
Organism: Euleptes europaea (tarantolino)
Lineage: Eukaryota; Metazoa; Chordata; Lepidosauria; Squamata; Sphaerodactylidae
Gene: ECM1
Product: extracellular matrix protein 1
Exons: 7
Coding region: 17-1516 (499 amino acids)
Biological process (GO): signal transduction; regulation of bone mineralization
Cellular component (GO): extracellular region
Source: RefSeq, a predicted model, not a curated record
CUCCAGCUAAGUCGGGAUGCAGAUGAAGAUGCUCGCGGUCCUUCUGGCCUCUUGGCUGGCUCUGGCACAAUCGGUCACUCUGGAGCCCAAAGAUGACAGAACAGAGCUGCCGCCACCUGCCGGCCCAGAGGACAUGCUCCAAAAAGAAAUCGAUCUAGGGGACAUUCGGUUUCCGUUUGGUCUCCAGGAAGAAAUAGACCCUUUUGGGACUCCUGUGGAGCAGCGGGAAGUGACUUUUUUGCCGCUGCUGAUCCACGGGGAGCCCCAGACGGAAUUAUCCUCCCUGACUACCAGAGGGCGAAGGCCCUCCGGCCCCGGCUGCAUCCGCGGCGUCAAUUGUGGGGGCCGCCCCCGAUACCCCAGCAACCUGGCCGAAUUUCCACCGGGCCGCCCCAGCCUUGGCAACAUCGGCAACAUCUGUGCAGAAGGGAGGCAGAAGGCGUCCUAUGGGCCCUGGAACCUGCCCCAGUCCAGCUUCAGCCACCUCUACCGCCAGGCAGACGCCCUCAACGACCUGGAGGCUGACCUGAGCCGGUGCUGCCAGCUGCCGGAGGACGAGAAGCUGAACUGCAGCCAGGCCGUGUGGUCAGACGCCUUGGAGAACUUCUGCGAAGCUGAAUUCUCGGUGAAGACCAGUCAUUACUACUGCUGCAAACGGCAGGGGACCCGCAAGGAAAAUUGCUUUGCCAGCGAGGCCCCUUUCCCAAAUUACGACUACGUCAGUGAGGAACCCCAGCGAGGGGAGGAGCCAAGCGACUGCGCCCACAGCGACCCCGCCCAGUGCAAGCCCAAAGACCAAGCCAUGGCUCAGAAGCUCCCCGCCAUCUCCUUCCCCCCGGGUAGACCCAGCGAUGCCAACAUCAGGAACGUUUGCAAGCUGCGCAAAUUCCGGCCCGUUUACCCCGAAGGCACCCUCCCGCAGACUGGCUUCGGCUGGUUUGUACGCCAGGCCCGGGCGAUAAACCGCCUGGAAAAAGAAUUCAAGAAAUGUUGUCGCAAGGAGGACGUCCGCUGUGCCCACCGAGGGUGGGAAAAAGUCCUCAUUCAGUUCUGCAAGCAGGAGAGCUCCGUGAAGACCAGACCCCACUUCUGCUGCAAAGAGGCGGAGGGUGAGGACCGCUUCGCUUGCUUCACCAACCAGGCCCCAUUCCCGGCGUACGACAGGGAGAUUCAGGUGGUCAACCUUGCCGAAGUCACCCCUUCGCUCCUGGACCUGCUGUGUAGCCAGUUCUCCCUUCUUUCCAAGCAGAAACACAUCCCUGCUUUGGUGCAGAACAUCACAGAACCUUGUUGCGAACUGAAGGGGGAUGAGAGGACGCAGUGUGCUCAGGAAGAGAAAUCUCAGUUUAUCAUCACCCUCUGCAACUCCCCAAGAGCCUCAUGGAAGGAUGCUAAGAAAUGCUGCGCUAAAGCCGAGGACGCAGCCCGUAUUGCCUGCUUCGAUUCCACCUACCUGAGCAACGUCACCCUGGCCAGCGCAGGACAGACCCCCCAGCCCACCGAGCCGGCAGAAUAAAUCCGAACGGAUAGUUCCCAUUCUGCUAAAAGACACUUUGC